This is a messenger RNA of Trichosurus vulpecula (common brushtail), 2023 nucleotides long. It is a transcript of the gene HEMK1, whose product is annotated as HemK methyltransferase family member 1. Gene Ontology annotation, molecular function: protein methyltransferase activity; nucleic acid binding. Gene Ontology annotation, biological process: protein methylation. Bases 306 to 1352 code for a protein of 348 amino acids. The transcript has 11 exons. The record is from RefSeq and is a predicted model, not a curated record. Gene Ontology annotation, cellular component: mitochondrion. Lineage: Eukaryota; Metazoa; Chordata; Mammalia; Diprotodontia; Phalangeridae.
GGGUGGGGACUCCAGGUCCCCAAAGCAGCGCCUGCCGGAGAGAGGAGGACAACCGAUGCUUUGGGGGUGGAGCCACCGGCUGAGGCUGCAGCCCCUCCCGGAAGAAAGGAAGGAAGGAAGGAAGGACACAUGGGCUUGGGCUGGCCCAUGGCAUGGUUGGUGAAUCAGUACCUACAGCUGUAGGGAUCCCAGAAGCGCAGCGUCCAGUACCCAGAGCGGCCCGUGCAGUCCCAGGUCAGCAGAGAAUCACGGGCUCAAGAGCUCCUUAAACGUGGUGGCUGCUCCAGAUGCUGUUCCGCUGAGACAUGUGGCUUUGGCGCAUGAAGCCGUGGUGGGGCCUCAGAUCGAGAGGGCUGAAAUGGAAGGGAGGAUUCCGCUGCCCCUUUGUUUUGCUGCCACUGAGACCAGUCAGUGGCUGCAGGGCCCCAUUGGUGACAGCGACAGCCUUGGUCAACCACUGGGCACAGCUCUUUGAGGAGAGAGGAGUGCCUGAAGCCCGGGAAUCCAGCGAGUACAUCGUGGCUCAUGUGCUUGGGGCCAAAACAUUUCAGAGCCUGCUGGCCAGUCAGAGAUCCACCUCCGUCACUGACCUUCAGCAGAAGCAGAUUGGAGAGCUGUGCGCUCGGAGGCUUCAGAGGAUGCCUGUGCAGUAUGUCAUUGGUGAAUGGGAUUUCCAGGGCCUCACUCUCAAGAUGGCGCCUCCAGUCUUCAUCCCCCGGCCUGAAACUGAGGAACUGGUCAACUUAGUACUUCAUGAGGAAUCCAGAGGAAAGGACACCCUAGGCCAUCAGCCCCACUCCAGCCCACUCAUCCUGGACUUGUGCUGCGGCUCUGGGGCGAUCGCCCUCAGCCUCCUGAGCAGGCUGACCCAGAGCCGUGCGGUUGCGGUGGACAAAGGGGAAGAGGCCAUACAACUCACCAGAGAGAAUGCUCGGAGGCUCCGAUUAGAAAAUAGGAUCCAGAUUGUCUGCCAUGAUAUCACCUCUGGAAUGAGCAGGGAAGAGCUGCUUCCAUGGGGGCCAGUGGACUUUGUGGUCAGCAACCCCCCCUACAUCUUCCAUCGUGACAUGGAGCAGCUGGCUCCAGAAAUCCUCAGCUAUGAAGAUCCCGACAGUUUGGAUGGAGGAGAGGACGGCAUGAAAGUGAUAAGAGAGAUCCUGUCCCAGGCACCUAUGCUGCUGAAAGACUCAGGAAGCAUCUUCCUAGAAGUUGACCCUGAGCAUCCAGAGCUGGUUAGGAAUUGGUUACAAAGCCGGCCUGAUCUAGGUCUCUCAAUCUCGGCCACACAUGUUGACUUCUGCGGCAAGCCUCGGUUCCUACAUAUUCACCAAGUCAAGAGGUGCUGGCAGUAGGGGCACCCAGAAAAUCCCAAACCUCCAGCUUAUGGGAGCUUCCAGCAGAUCCAUCUUCUUAGGGUACUGAUAACACAGCAAGAGGCAAGAUCAUCCUCCCAGGAUUGGAGGAUGCAGGAGUGUGGAGCUCUCCAGAGUGGAGGAGUGGGAGUUGGGGGGUGGGGUGGUCUGGCGUGAUCUUUUUCCAUCCAGCCUCUUGCUACCACGAUGCUUAAGCUUAGGAUAGACUCUGGAGGGUCUUUACCCCCGUCCUGGGCCCAUUCAGUGGUAGUGAUGGGAGUGUUUAUUCUCUUGCACAGAAAUAUUCCUUAUAGACCCAAAGGAGAACUUACCACCUCCUCUCCUUAUCCCCCCAACUCCCACCCCAUCAACAACUACUACUAACCAAUAUGGAGAAAAACUAGAAACAUGGAUCUUUUCUUAAGCGUGCUGAUUUGGAGCUGGGAGACCUAGAUUCAAGUCUGUCACCAAUUUUGCCACUACUAGCUGUGAGAUGUAUGAGCCUCAGUUUCCUCUCCUGUUGAAAUAGGAAUAAUAAUGUUUGCAUCCCCUUCACAGAGUUCUUAGAAUCAAAUAAGAUAAUGUGCAUAGCGUGUUUUGUAAAGUCAAGAGCUUCACUAAUGUUAAAUAAAGGUAAGCUGUCACUAAUAUUAUGUCUCUUGAGAAGUCAA